AUGGAGAAACUAGAGAAAUUUGAAGAAAUGAAGAGAAGAAUUAAUUCAUUAGAGACGUGGUUUCAAUCACAAGAUUCAAGAGACAGAGAAGAUGAUCUGAGGAUUGUGCUGCUGGGAAAAACUGGAGCUGGGAAGAGUUCAACUGGAAACACCAUCUUAGGAAGAGAAGCAUUUAAAUCAGACUUUUCUCACACAUCUGUUACUAAAGACUGUCAGAAAGAGACAGAUGAAAUCAGCAGCAGACACAUCACUGUGAUCGACACUCCAGGACUGUUUGAUACUGAACUCAGUAAUGAAGAAAUCCAGAGAGAAAUCAGCAACUGCAUCUCUAUGAUCCUGCCUGGACCACAUGUGUUUCUCUUACUGAUUCCACUGGGACGAUUCACUCAAGAAGAACAAACAGCAGUGAAGAUCAUCCAAGAAUCUUUUGGAGAAAACUCUUUAAAGUACACCAUAGUGCUAUUUACCAAUGGAGACAAACUGAAGAACAAAUCCAUUGAUCAGUUUUUGGGAGAACCUGGAUCUGCCCUUAAAAACCUGAUGGAAGCGUGUGGAAACAGAUUCCAUGUGUUCAAUAAUGAGACUGGAGACCGAACACAGGUGACUGAUCUACUGCAGAAGAUAGACAACAUGGUGAAAACAAACGGAGGGAGUUACUACUCGUGUAAGAUGUUCAGAGAGAUGGAGAGAGAAAUACAAGAACAACAGAUGAAGAUCCUGAUGGAGAGAGUGGAGCAAGUGAACAGAGAAAAAGAAGAACUGAUGAACAAACAUGAAGAAGAGAAAAAGAGGAUGAAGAUGGAGAUGGAGGAAGAACAACAAAAUCAUGGCAAAGAGAGAAAGAGAAGAGAAGAAGAAUUUAUUGAGAGAGAAGAACGAUAUAGAAGAGACGUUAAAGACAUCGAGGAACAAGAGAGAAAGAUACGAGAGGAGCUGAAGAGAGAACAAGAGGAAUGGGAGAAACAGAGACAACAGGAACGACAAAGAAGAGAAGAAGAGGAGGAGAAAUGGAGAAAGAGAGAAGAGGAAAUGUGGGAUGAAUAUAAUCAGAGACUUAAAAAGAUACGAGAGGAGCUGAAGAGAGAACGAGAGGAAUGGGAGAAACAGAAACAACAGGAACGACAAAGAAGAGACGAAGAGGUGGAGAAAUGGAGAAAGAGAGAACAGGAAAUGUGGGAUGAAUAUUAUGAGAAACUUAAACAAGAGAUAGAGAGAAUGAACAUGAAGAUGGAGGAAGAAAGAGAGAAUCAUGAUAAAGAGAGAAAAAGAAGAGGAAUUUAAGAGGAGAACAAUAUAAAAUAGACAUUAAAGAAUGAAGACGAGAGAUUUUAUAUUAAUUUUAAA
Messenger RNA from Sinocyclocheilus grahami, 1344 nucleotides. Its product is annotated as GTPase IMAP family member 7-like. The transcript is spliced from 4 exons. Gene Ontology annotation, molecular function: GTP binding. The coding region runs from base 1 to 1281 and encodes 426 amino acids. Lineage: Eukaryota; Metazoa; Chordata; Actinopteri; Cypriniformes; Cyprinidae. The record is from RefSeq and is a predicted model, not a curated record.